This is a messenger RNA of Dentiscutata erythropus, 3509 nucleotides long. Lineage: Eukaryota; Fungi; Glomeromycota; Glomeromycetes; Diversisporales; Gigasporaceae. The record is from the annotation of a GenBank genome assembly.
GUCCUUAUUUAAAAGCCUUUUUCAUUCCAACCGGAGAACUUUUGGCUAGUAGUUUAGUUUUGGAAUUUUGGCGGAUACAUAGAAUUGUACCAGCUAAAAGUAUAGAAAAGACAUAUAAAGAUGGCCAAAAUUUGUCAAAUAUAAUUACGGAGGAAAAAAGAUUGUUGGCAAUAUAUGGAUCGAAGACAAUUCAUCUUGUUGAAGCCAUUAUUAAAUACGAUUCAGAAAAAGCAAUACAACCAAGUUGUACAUUCAAUAUAGCCUCAAAGUUACCACCUUUAAGAGAUUGGAUACAUGAUGCACGGUGGUUAUAUGACGAUUCUAACACCUCCAUAAUUCAAGAGAUAUCUUCUCAUCAAUCAACAUCCAAUCUCUCAAUCGAAAAAUUAAAUAAUCCAUCAGAAUUAGCUGUUGCAUUUGCACACAACUUUGUGGAGAUAUGGAAUGUUCAACAAAUAUGCUGUGUUUAUUCAAUUAAAUGUGAAGAUCUUUGUAUAUUAUGUUCAGCAAGAUUUUUUGGUAAUACAAGGGAUAGCUUGAUAUUAGCAUCAGGAACAGCUUUUAGCCAAGUGAUUAUAUGGAAAAUUGCACAAAAAAAUGAGGAGGGUAGAGGUAUUGUCUUUAAGAGACUAAUCGGCCACGAGGGAUCUGUCUUUGGUGUGAGGUUUAAUGACGAUGGCAAUGUUAUCGCAUCAGUAUCCGAUGAUAGAACUAUCCGUAUUUGGAAGAUUACAGACGACAAUCUUAAACCUUUAGUUCUGUAUGGGCAUAUGGCACGCGUAUGGGAUUGUCUUAUAUUAGACGACCAUCUUAUUAGUAUUUCUGAGGAUUCGACAUGCCGUGUUUGGCAUAACAGAAUUAGCAGAAGUGUCAAUGUUGAUGACAUAAGCGAUGUCGACUGUCUUGCAUGUUGGGAAGGUCAUGUUGGUAAAAAUAUUUGGAGCUUAGCGAUUAAUCCAUCAAAAACAAUUGUGGCAACGGGAGGUGGAGAUUCUGGUAUUCGUUUGUGGUCUUUAUCAUCCGUGACAAAUAAUAAAAUAGGUGUUUAUGUUGUCAAAUUUGAAAAAUAUAAUUUUAUAAUAUUUAACCUAAGGUUAUAUCUAUGUAUAGAUUCAGAAAAAGAUUUAAUUAAGGUUACACUACCAUCUGUUGAUACCUAUAUCCAAUUAAAUGAAAGCAGUCAAAUUCCUUUGCCAUCAAGAGAGCACAUUCGUAAUUUUGUUCUUAUAGAUUAUUGUACAAUUGUAACUGCUACAAAUUUUGGAUGCUUGUUAAAACAUAAUCACAUCACUAAUGAAUGGACAUCUUUAAACAACUCGACUAAUUUACAAAAUUAUACAAUGAUGAAAGCUUCAAAAUGUGGAAGGAUAGUAUGCUGUGGGAGUAUUGAUGGACAUGUAUAUGUUGUUAGUGUAAAUAAGGAAUUUAAGACUAUAAAGAAGAAAUUGCAUGAAUUUAAGGUGUUUGAAAUAUUUUUUGAAGAAUCUUCAGAUCCUGAUAUUAUUUAUGUAAUAUCACAUGCAGUUUAUAAUGAUAUAUAUAUUCUUAAGCUGGAAUUAAAUUGUAAAAGUGACAAUAUUCCUAAAUUUGAAAUAUACCAUAAACUACUUGUUCCACAAAAUUUCCUACUUAUGUCUCUAGCAUUCUGUCCACGUUAUAACCUUCUAGUAUGUGGAUCACGAGAAAGCGGGUUAAUAAUAUUUAGCAUGGCACAUAACACUAUAGAUAGGAAACUUGAUAAGUCCACAAUUGAAUUGUCACCAGCUAUUUAUUUAAAGGAUACACAUAGAAAACAAGCAGUAACUUCGGUUGCAAUAAAAUUGGAUAGUUUAGAGAGUAAUAACGGAGAUGGUUUACUGAAUAUAUACACUUCCGGAAGGGAUGGUGGGUAUGUAAAAUAUAGGUUGAGAAGUUUGCCAAUAACUGGUAAAUUUUAUAAUAAUUCUGAGGACGGCUCUAAGAUAACGGAAAGUUGUUAUAAUGGUGAUUAUUUACUAGGAAAGGUAAUGUUUGUAGAUGAUGAAUUGAUAUUGUUAGGAUUUUUCAAGAAGCGAUUUUUUGUAUAUAAUGAUACAAAAAAAUUUGAGAUGCUUUCAAUUGCGUGUGGUGGUGCCCAUCGAGUUUGGCAUUUUAAAACUCAAGAUAAACGGAUGAAUAAAGCUAGUUUUAUGUUUAUCCGUAAGGAGAAUGUAUUUAUUUACUCAAGAGAAACCACGACUACAAACGAUGGAUUUAACGAAUAUAAAUUGCAAGAAAAUUUUCACGGGAAAGAAUGUAGAAAUGUUAGAUUUUUACCGUAUCCUCCAAAAAUUUCGCAUAAUUACCAUUUGUUCAAAAGCGAUUCAAUUAUAUUUGCAACUGGGGCUGAGGAUAGUUUGUUAAGGUUAUUUCAGUAUAUACCUGAUGAGAAAGAAAAUCACUUGUUUAGCUUGUGCAGUAUUAAAAAACAUAGUUCAGUGAUUAAGAACAUAGAAUGGAGUUUUGGUAAUGAACUAUUAUUAUUCUCAUGUGGUGCAAGUGAAGAACUGACGUGUUGGAAAAUUGAAAUUAACUCUUCACAUGAUCAAAAAGAGACUUCAUCACAAACACCCUUUGUCAAUAUAAAUUGCCUAGAAUGGGCAUCUUGUCCUGCAGUCAGCGAAGUUCUAGAAACCAGAAUAAUGGAUACAAGUAUUUGUCCAAUUAGUACAAAUAAUGAAUAUCAUAUUAUUGCAGCUGUAUAUUCUGAUUCUGUAUUAAGGAUUUGGCUAUUUGACGAAAAGAAAAGAAAUUUCUUUUUGAUUGGAACGUCUAAAUUUCACAAUAAAUGCAUUUUACAAGUAGAAAAUGUGAUUAUUAAAGCAAAAGAAUCAAUGAACGAAGAUGGCAUACUAUUAUUCACGUCAGCAACCGAUGGCAGGAUUGCUGUAUGGGACAUUUCGCGUUACAUUCACAGCUAUUUAGUUUCAUAUGCCACCGAAGUAAACUUCCCACAUCAUACUCCAUACGAUCUAGGCACGCCAAUUUUCUCGUACCAAGCACACCAAUCCGGAGUAAAUUGUCUCGCACUUCAGCAUUUGAUCAAUUCUGCUACUUCUAACUUAGUAAAAGAAUUAUAUAUGGUUGUAACUGGUGGUGAAGAUAAUGCUAUAGCUGCUAUGAUUUUGGAAUUUACAUAUCAUGAAUUUAAAGGAACGAAUAGUGAUACGAAAUGUGGCAAAUGGACUGCGGAACAAAGUAUAAAUGAUAUUUUGAAAAUGGAGUUUGCACAUGGAUCAUCCAUUCAAGGUAUAAACAUCAUAGAUGAUUCGACAAUCCUUAGUACAUCAAUUGAUCAGCGAUUAAAUUUAUGGAACAUUACGUUUAAAAAUUUAGAAAGUAAAUUUGAAUUGAUUAAAUCGGAAUUUAUUGAUGUUUGCGAUCCAUCUUGUAUGGAUGUUUUAAGAUUUAAUGAUGGAAAUGAUAAAAAUGAUAAAUUGAUGAUAGCUAUUAGUGGGGUUGGAAUAGAGUUGUUUCAGAUUAAUUUAUAA